Molecule: messenger RNA, 594 nt
Organism: Exophiala bonariae
Lineage: Eukaryota; Fungi; Ascomycota; Eurotiomycetes; Chaetothyriales; Herpotrichiellaceae
Exons: 2
Coding region: 1-594 (197 amino acids)
Source: RefSeq, a predicted model, not a curated record
AUGAAGUUUUCCUCUGCUGCUCUGUUCCUCUUCGCGGCCGCGACGACGGUAUCCUGUGCACCUAUCGCCUCCACUGGAGACCUCAAUCUUGUCGCUAGAGAGGAAGCCAGUGUCGACUCCGGCCUUGCUACUCGACUUUGGUCAAUUCUCAAAGAGAGAGACGCAAACCCCGAGGAGGCAAGCGUUGAUUCAGGUCUCGCCACCAGACUUUGGUCUAUCCUCAAGGAAAGAGAAGCUGCUCCUGCGAAGCGUGAGGAAGCCAGUGUCGAUUCUGGGCUUGCCACUAGACUUUGGUCCAUUCUCAAAGAACGCGAAGCCAACCCAGAAGGGGCGAGCGUUGAUGCCGGCCUCGCUACUAGACUUUGGUCAAUUCUGAAGGAAAGGGAGGCUAGCCCUGAGAAACGCGAGGAAGCAAGUGUCGACUCUGGCCUUGCCACUAGGCUCUGGUCGAUCCUGAAGGAGCGCGAGGCUAACCCCGAGGAGGCCAGCGUCGACUCAGGUCUUGCUACCCGACUAUGGUCGAUCCUAAAGGAGAGGGAUGUGUCACUCGAUGCAAGAUUCGAUACCUCCAAGCUCAAUUGGGCAACCUUGUAA